Molecule: messenger RNA, 4506 nt
Organism: Phoenix dactylifera (date palm)
Lineage: Eukaryota; Viridiplantae; Streptophyta; Magnoliopsida; Arecales; Arecaceae
Product: protein TRANSPORT INHIBITOR RESPONSE 1-like
Biological process (GO): SCF-dependent proteasomal ubiquitin-dependent protein catabolic process
Cellular component (GO): SCF ubiquitin ligase complex
Molecular function (GO): protein binding
Source: RefSeq, a predicted model, not a curated record
UCCCAAAAGGCUUUCAAAGGAGAGGAGAGGGGAGCAAGGUCUGGUUGUGUUGGUCGCUUCUUUCUCUUACGCUCCGGGAUCUCUCGAAACCUUAACGCUAACCCUAGGCUUCGAUUCCAAGAAGCUCCAAAGGCGGCUCCCAUGGAGGUACCCUGCUUCUAUUCCUAAGGUGGCACAGGGAUUCUUCCCCCCUUCUUCUUUGUAGGCUGCUCUCCCCGCGUUUCUUUCGUCUUCUUUUACAGCUAGGAUUUUGGGGGAAAUCAGGGUUUCUUGAUCAAGCUCGUUCGUUUCUCAAAAAAAGCUUGUUCCUUUCCUUCUUUUCCUGCACUCUUUUGCUGAUUUGGAAGGGGAACGGAGUGCUCGCCGGCGGAUCUUCGUGGACUUUGGGGAGUGACAUUGGCGUUCGGUCUCUAUAGAGUGGUCUUUAAGUUUUUCCCUCUCGUUCUGCGGUUCUUUAAUUUGGAGUGUUUUGCUUUUUGAUUUAGGACCUAAGGGGUUAUUGGCGUUUAGGCGGAAAAAAGAAUCUAUAGAGCUCAAAUAGCAGAGUUUUACCAGGUAGAGAGGUUAGGGCUAGCCUUAGGGGAUUUUCUUUUUUCUUUCCUUUAGUUGUAGUUAUAAAAUAAAACAAAAGCUUUACAUUCUUUAACCUGGGAGGAUGUCUCAUCUUUGAAGCGGAUACUCUAGGUCUAGGAUUUUAUCUUCAUUUCUCUGUGGAACAUUGCAAAUUUAAGGUUCUUGACUUGUGGAUUUGAGAAAAAUCGUUACUUUAUUUAGUGGGACAAAGUCUAGAAUUUCAGGGUUAUACCCUGGAUAAAAUUAUAAGAGUUAGAUGCAAUUCUCUUCUUCAUCACAGAUGAUGCCUGGGUUGAGUUUUUGAGUCUAGGAAGAAAUCUGCCAUUUUAGAAUAAAAUAGAAACUAGACCUUGAGCAGGCUGAGAUCGUUGAGGCGGGAGCUUUUGGGUUGCCAUUCCUCUACUGGUCAAGGAGAUUCAGAUUUUUUUGAAAGGGAUAUGGCUAUCAAGAAGAAGAAGGAAUUGGAUACAGAGGAGAAGUCCCCAGAGAAUCGCAUCCUAUCCUUUCCCGAUGAAGUUUUGGAACGUGUUCUUAUCUUUGUGAAGUGUCACAAGGAUCGCAGUGCCGUUUCUCUGGUUUGCAGAGACUGGUACAAUGCUGAGCGAUGGAGCCGGACCCAUGUAUUUAUUGGGAACUGCUACUCUGUGUCUCCGGAGAUGGUAGCUCGUAGAUUUCCAAAUAUCCGGAGUGUCACUCUCAAGGGGAAGCCACGGUUCUAUGAUUUCAACCUUGUUCCACCAAAUUGGGGGGCUGACCUCCAUCCAUGGCUUGUAGUUUUUGCUUCAGCGUAUCCUUUCCUUGAGGAGUUCCGUCUUAAAAGGAUGACAGUGACAGACGAGAGCCUUGAUUUCUUGGCACGAUCUUUUCCUGAAUUUAAGGCUCUUUCCCUUGUCAGUUGUGAUGGCUUCAGCACUGAUGGUCUUGCCUCCAUUGCAACCUACUGCAGGAACUUGACUGAGCUUGACAUACAGGAGAGUGGGAUUGAUGAUCUUGGUGGCAGCUGGUUAAGUUGCUUUCCUGACAGCUUCACAUCUCUGGAAGCGCUUAAUUUUGCAAAUCUGCAUUCUGAAGUAAAUUUUGAUGCCUUGGAGAGACUAGUGGCCAGGUGCAAGUCCUUAAAGGUAUUAAAAGUGAAUAAGCAUGUCACGUUGGAGCAGAUACGGAGGCUGCUUGUGAGAUCUCCUCAACUUACAGAGCUUGGAACUGGUUCAUUUUCACAAGAUCAAAAACUCCGAUCAGAUGCAGAUCUGGAAAGUGCAUUCAGCAACUGCAAGAACUUCAACACUCUCUCAGGCUUGUGGGAAGUUUCCUCUGUGUAUCUUCCAGCAUUAUAUCCUGUCUGUGCUAAUCUGACUUUCUUGAAUUUGAGCUACACAGCUCUGCAAAGUACAGAACUGGCAAAGCUUCUGCAAAAUUGCCCUCUUCUUCGCCGACUAUGGGUUCUAGAUACUGUAGAAGACAAAGGGUUAGAAGCUGUGGCAUCGAGCUGUCAUCUGCUAGAAGAACUCCGAGUGUUUCCAGCAGACCCAUUUGACCAGGAAGUGAUCAUGGAAGGUGGUGGCAGUGGCGUCACUGAAUCUGGAUUUGUUGCUGUUUCCGAGGGCUGCCCCAAUCUUCACUAUGUUCUCUACUUCUGCCGUCAGAUGACAAAUGCUGCAGUGGCAACUGUUGUGCGCAACUGCCCUAACUUCACCCACUUCCGUCUCUGUAUAAUGAACAUGUGCCAGCCUGACUACCUGACCAAUGAACCCAUGGAUGAAGCCUUCGGUUCUGUUGUAAAGACUUGCAGUAAACUCCAAAGGCUUGCUGUUUCAGGGCUUUUGACUGACCGGGCCUUUGAGUAUAUUGGUACCUAUGCUAAGAACCUUGAGACCCUGUCGGUGGCUUUUGCAGGCAGCAGUGAUAGAGGCAUGCAAUGUGUUUUAGAGGGGUGCCCUAAGCUGCGUAAGCUGGAAAUAAGAGACUGUCCUUUUGGGAAUGCAGCAUUGCUCUCAGGGCUUGAGAGGUAUGAAUCCAUGAGGUCACUUUGGAUGUCUGCCUGCAACUUGACAAUGAAUGGAUGUCAACUCCUGGCAAGGAAGAUGCCAAGGUUGAAUGUGGAGGUUAUCAAGGAGGAUGAGAGUGAUGAUAUGCAUGCUGAGAAGGUUUACGUAUACCGGUCAGUUGCCGGGCCUAGAAGGGAUGCCCCUCCCUUUGUUCUCACCCUCUGAUGAUCAUCCAAUUCUCGGUUUCACAGGGGGAGGUGUAUAACAUAGCAACCAGACAGGUGAAUAGAAGAUCGGAAUUGAGGAUUGUGGAAUGAUGCACAAUUCUUUCUGAUAACAAUUUAUUCCUGUGACAUAUCAAACUCUAGGAAAAUAUUAGAGGCUAGAAGAUAGAUGGAAGAGUCUCAUGCUUUUACUGUAUCUAUGGCUAAUAACUGAUCUGUAUCUGAUUCAGGAGCCACUCCACCCGUGAAGAGCAAGAUCGCACUGCCUAUGCUGAAGUAGAUGAAACAGCCAUAAUGCGAAAGAACUGAAGUCGGCCCCCACAAUACAUUGCCACCGUGGGCCAUACGGCAUGUCAAAGUCCUGCAAUUAUGCAACCCUGAUUUGAAAGAUGAAGACGGCUUUUAAAAAAGUUUCAGCUUGUGUUAUUCCAUUUUCUCCCUUUUUCUUUCCCAGUGGUCAUGAACAUGCACCUUCUGGAUGAAACGAGCUAUCUGAGUGGAGUAUGAAGCAUCAAAUUCACCGAGGGCCUUCCCAGCCAAGCGGAGCGCAUCUUGCUGCAAGGUCUACUGGCUGUCUUUCCAUCACUGUGCUGACUAUGAGCUUGUUGGAAUGUGGGACAUUGAGCACAGAGAACUCCAAUUCUAAUGCUGGUUUCCUGACAGAAUAUCAUGGAUACAAUAGUUUUAAGUGACUACAGUAGGUAAUGGUGGACAGGCCACGUCCACCAGCCUAUGUCCUGGAAUAUCCAAGUAUCAGUCGUGCUGCUGCUAUGGCAUAUAAUGGCCCAGCAGCAUGCUUGGACUAACGAUGGGAACAUAUACUGGUGCUUUGGCUGGUGGAAUUGGAUUUGUGGUACGCCCAUGUGAUUUGGAGUGGAUAAGAUUGCUUCCGUGUUGGUGCAAGUCAGUGCCCGACUCUUCCAGUGCAUUGUUCUCCUUGCCCUGCAGCAGUGCAUCCAUCUUCUCUCCUUGAUAUGGGAGAGAGAGCUGUGGAGUUAGGUUGGCAAAUCUGUAUGUCUUCUUGUGUAACAAAUAACAGUUGAUGCAUGAAAAACGCUGCUUGUAUUCUGUUUCCUUGUGUGGGGUAAAUAGGAUCGGUUACUCUAGUUUGCUGCCUUUGAAUUGACUCAAGGUGUAACGUUAGCUCUGUUGCUAUCUGAUAUGGGUCUACAAAGGGCAUCGACAAGUUUGGCUGCAACUCAGAAAAGCUUGGUUAGAUUGGUUCGCUGGCUUUUAACCGUAAGUGAUGGAUGACUAGGACAAGCAUUCUAUUCUUCCAUUGCCCGUUGGUUGGUGAAUCGGAGGCUGGAGGAGACUCUCAUUUUCUAAGUGGCAGGCCUGAUGUGGAUGAAAGCAGUUAUCGUGUCGAUGUUGAGUACGUAGGGGAGCACUUAAAAUCUACUACGUAGCUGAAUUCUGUCAGCCAGAAACUUGGGCAAAUACAAGCCACAGGAAAGGAUUCUUCACCAGCGGUAAGGAGCUGGGAAUUUUAAUGCGAGCUUCUACUCAUGGUUCUGGUGCUCGGACUGUUGCAGGUGGGGUCAUUUCUUAACAUGAUAUAUGAAUUGGUUCAGUGACCUUGCUUUCAGUUUGUCUCUUUUUUCUCUCCUCUCUUUAUUUUCUAGUUGUUUGUUUACUCCACAUGUGGUUGAAAAUUAGAAGCUUUUGAAGUGGUGUGGAGCCAUUUAACAUGGUAUAUGAUUCAGUUGCUUUAUCGGUUUUUA